Messenger RNA from Australozyma saopauloensis, 1917 nucleotides. RefSeq names its product phenylpyruvate decarboxylase (gene ARO10). Gene Ontology annotation, cellular component: nucleus; cytosol. NCBI's taxonomy places the organism in Eukaryota, Fungi, Ascomycota, Pichiomycetes, Serinales, Metschnikowiaceae. The transcript has a single exon. The record is from RefSeq and is a predicted model, not a curated record. Gene Ontology annotation, molecular function: thiamine pyrophosphate binding; pyruvate decarboxylase activity. Bases 1 to 1917 code for a protein of 638 amino acids.
AUGAUCAGUGAAUCUCCGAAUUUGACUAUUUUUCAUCAGAAAUCAUCACCGUCAAAUAAUCAUACCAUGGCUCCUGUUAUCACAAGACCCGGCUCGGAGGAAAACCUCCUGAACAUUUCAAGCAACGACCUGUUGCCUCUUGGAGAGUUUCUCUUCAUCAGAAUUCUCCAAGCAAACCCCAAGCUUCGCAGUGUUUUUGGAAUCCCGGGCGAUUUCAACUUGAACUUGUUGGAGCACUUGUACAGCGACUCACUCGUCAACGAGGUCGAGUUCAUCGGUAUUUGCAAUGAACUCAAUGCCGCCUAUGCCGCUGAUGGUUACGCCAAGGUCAUCAAGGGCUUGAGUGUGCUCAUCACCACUUUCGGUGUUGGAGAACUCUCUGCUAUCAACGGAAUUGCCGGCGCUUUUGCUGAGUUCGCUCCCGUGUUGCACAUUGUUGGAACCUCCGGUGUUAAGGCGAUGGCCAAGGCAGAUGUUGCAACUCCAGGCAACAUUCACAACAUCCACCAUUUGGUUCAAAAUAAACACCCCUUGCUUUCUCCAAACCAUCACGUUUAUAAGAAGUGCAUUGAGGACAUUUCAGUAGCUUCUGAGUCCUUGGACACCAAUGUCACUGCCAACUUGGAGAAGAUUGACAAAGUUAUUUGCACUAUUUUGCAAGAAAGCAGACCCGGGUACCUCUUCGUUCCUAGUGACAUUCCCGACAUUAGAGUCCCCAAGAGCAGAUUGACUGUUCCUCUCGAUUUGGGUGAAUUGAGAGACCCUGUCUUGUUGGAGCAGGUCUCCUCGAGAAUCUUAAAUAAAUUGUACCACAGUCAAAAACCCUCUGUUGUUGGCGACGCUUUCAUGACACGUUCCAGAGUUGAGGCUCCUUUCAGAAGUUUUGUGGACAAAUUGCCCAAUGACUUUGUCAAGUUGUUCAAUGCUUCCAUGGCUCGUAACAUUGAUGAGACCUUGCCUAACUUCGUUGGAGUCUAUGCUGGAAACAUGACUGGUGACAAGAGUGUAGUUGCUAGCAUUGAAAAAGACACUGACACUUUGCUAGUCAUGGGAUUCCUUGAUAAUGAACAGAACAGUGGAAACUAUUCUCAAGACUACUCUCAAAUCAAGGACGUGAUCAAGAUUCAUCCCGACUAUGUUUACAUCGACGAAGAGUACAUCAUGAUCAAGAAUUUUAAAACCGGCGAAAGGGCUUUCUCGAUUGGAGAUUUGAUCAAGAGACUUGACAAGACCGUCGAUGCUAACAAGUUCCUUUAUAACGACCACACUCUGAGUAACAUCCCAGCCAAAAAGCCUAUUGUUCAACUCUCUUUGAAUGAUCCAGUUCCAUCCGAAGUGAUCACACAGAACAAAUUGGUAGACUUCUUCAAUCAAUACCUUCGUCCUAACGACAUUUUGGUGGUUGAAACUUGCAGCUUUUUGUUUGCCACUCCAGACCUUGUGUUCCCAAAAGGAGUUGAGUACUAUUCUCAACAGUUCUAUGGGUCUAUCGGUUAUGCUCUUCCAGCCACAUUGGGUGCUUCUCGUGCCGAGAAGGAUUUGGGAACCGAGAGAAGAGUGAUCUUGGUUCAGGGAGAUGGAUCCGCACAGAUGACGGUACAAGAAUUGUCUUCAUACAUCAGAUAUGAUAUCAAGGCACCUGAAAUUUUCCUUUUGAACAACGAAGGUUACACUGUUGAGAGAAUCAUCAAGGGCCCAACUAGAUCCUACAACGAUAUCAAGGAUGAUUGGAACUGGACCGAAUUAUUUAAGGUGUUUGGUGACGUUAAAUGUGAAAAGCAUGAAAGCAAGAAAAUCAAUACUACUAGCGAUUUGAAGGAAUUAUGUGACCGUCCAAAGACCUCGAAAGUGGAAUUUUUCGAACUUCGACUCGCGAAGUUCGAUGUCCCACAACGGUUCCGCGACAUGUUCACUUGA